AUGGAACACCCAACUCCCCUCUCUGAGGCCCAAAAGGUGGCGCUUGAUCAGCUGACCGCAUCUUUGGGUUCAGAGUACGUGGAGUUAUUUGUCUCACAAGGCCCUGAUGUGCUAAAUGCACGUGUUGAAGGCUUCAUGCAGUAUGAAGCGAUCCUUCUACGGCAGUUCCAAGACCAAGUAGCGUCGGCUAUUCCUACACGCUGUAUGUCUGUACCAGAUGAAGAGGCUAGGUCUCGUCCACUUGGAGUGGAAGUUAAGAUCUUCUCCGGUAAGGAGGGUGAAACCCUCAUUCUCUGGGUUCGUGAGAUUGAGACGGCCAUGAGAGCAGGCCUGAUCAAUCUUGACCAUGAACAGGUCUAG
Molecule: messenger RNA, 360 nt
Organism: Peronospora matthiolae
Lineage: Eukaryota; Oomycota; Peronosporomycetes; Peronosporales; Peronosporaceae
Source: the annotation of a GenBank genome assembly